Messenger RNA from Penicillium robsamsonii, 1308 nucleotides. Its product is annotated as Major facilitator superfamily domain general substrate transporter. The record is from RefSeq and is a predicted model, not a curated record. Gene Ontology annotation, biological process: transmembrane transport. The coding region runs from base 1 to 1308 and encodes 435 amino acids. Gene Ontology annotation, molecular function: transmembrane transporter activity. Gene Ontology annotation, cellular component: membrane. The transcript has 14 exons. NCBI's taxonomy places the organism in Eukaryota, Fungi, Ascomycota, Eurotiomycetes, Eurotiales, Aspergillaceae.
AUGUCUUUCCCACAGCCUACUCCGAUGGCACAGUCAAGGGAGCAUAUGGACGAAGUGAAAGAGAAUAUCUCUCUAACCCCCACGGGUGAGGAAAAUGGAAGUGAUGACAGUAUUGAUACUGUUGCCCAGGUAAUAAUGGACCCAGAUGAGAUUGAAUACACGGCAGAGGAGCAUCGAAAGCUCUUGCGAAAGAUUGAUUGGCGCAUCGUUCCUCUCGCUGCUUGGGCUUGCGGUCUACAAUUUGUGGACAAGUCUGGUCUCGGUGCCGCCGCCACAUAUGGUCUUCGCGAUGACCUCCACCUCGUUGGUCAGGAGUACUCUUGGCUUUUCGAAUCAUGCCUUGUUCCUGGACUGUUGCUUGUCACAACCAUGUGGUAUACACAAGAGGAACAGCCUCUCCGCUUUGGCUUGUGGACAAUGACGAACGGUGCUCUUCCGGUGCCCUUCUUAGUUAUUUACUAUGGACUCGGACAUGUUACAACAGGGCCCAUAACAUCUUGGCGGCUAAUUUUCCUCACCAUUGGGCUACUGAGCAGUUUGACAGGGGUACUUAUGUUUACUUUCAUGCCUGAUGCGCCCCAAUCUGCAAAAUGGCUGAGUGAGCGAGAAAGGGCUAUAGCUGUCAAGCGCGUUGCCCAGGCCCAACUUGGGCUUAAAAACACACAUUUUAAGUGGGAACAGGUGAAGGAAACAUUGAGAGACCCACAUGCGUGGUUGUUAAUCUUACAGAUGUUGUUCUCCCAGACUGCAGGGAGUGUGACAACCAACUUUCUCGGCAUUGUGAUCAAGGGAUUUGGGUACACUGCACUGAAAGCACAAUUAUAUACCGCCCCCAAUUACGCUAUUCAGGCCAUCGUGCAACUGCUUGUUUCUGGUCCCCCGACAUUCUUCGUCUUUUUCCGCAACAAGAAGCAGCCACUUGCAGUUUUAGCCAGUAUCGUUGGCGUCAUCGGUAUUAUUAUUCUAUACGUGACUCCCCCCGAGCACCAGUACCAAAACCGUCGACUCGCAGGUUGCAUUAUAAUCUCAGCUUCCGGUGUCAAUUAUACAGUGAUCAUGUCUAUCAUUGGUGCCAAUUUUGUAGGAUUUACGCGGAAACAGACAGUCACAUCGGCCGCCUUCUUCCUCUACUGUGUCGCCAAUAUUGUGACACCUCAAACCUUCCUGGGCGAGGAAAGCCCUCAAUAUCAUACUGGAUGUCUUUCGAUAUAUAUUGCUCUCUCCAUGACCACAUGGGUUUCCAUGCGAUUGGAGAAUAAUCGCCGAGAAUCGCGCGCUCGGGAAAACCCCGACAAUGUGAUUAAAUAG